AUGGAUUCUACUACUACUGAUGAUGAUGACUCUUCUUCUUCUUCUUGUUCUAGUAUUAGUAGUAGCAAAGUUUUGUGGUUAAUUGCAAUACCAUUGAUUUUAGUUUCAUUGUAUUUUGGCUUAAAAAGUUCAACAAGUUAUGUUUAUGCCAAGAAUGAUCAUGAGAAUAUUAGUCCUCCAAUUGUUCAAUUAGAAAAAAAGUUGAUAAGCAAUUUAGAGAAAGUUGAAGCUGGUCUUGUUAGAGUAAGAGUUGCUAUAAAAGAAGCUCAAAGUAAAAAUCAAACUUUUGAUGAUCCCGAGUAUGUUCCUACUGGUCCAAUUUACUGGAACCCCACUGCUUUUCACAGAAGCUACAUGGAAAUGGAGAAACAUUUCAAGAUUUACGUAUACGAGGAAGGUGAGCCCCCUGUAUUUCACUAUAGUGCUAGUGAAGGAAUCCUGGGAAUUGAAGGAAUUCUGAUUCAUCACAUAGAGAUUAGCAAGUUUCGGACGAAUGAUCCUGAGAAAGCACACGUUUACUUCCUCCCGUUCAGUGUCUUAUCGAUUGUCAGCUAUGUUUAUGUUGUCAAUUCUCGGUCAUGGGGUCCUAUGCAGAAUACAGCAGCAGAUUAUAUUGAUGGUAUAUCAAGAAAAUACCCUUAUUGGAACAGAAGCCUUGGAGCUGAUCACUUCAUGCUUGCUUGCCAUGAUUGGGCUCCUACGAUUUCCUUUGCAGUUCCUUACUUGUAUAAGAACUCGAUACGAGUACUAUGCAAUGCAAAUACCUCCGAAAGAUUUGAUCCUACCAAGGAUGUAUCCUUGCCAGAAAUCUAUCUCCCUCAAGGUAAGAUGGACGGCUUAAUUGGAGGUCCGUCUCCAUCUCAUCGUUCUGUUUUAGUUUUCUAUGCGGGAGGAAUCCAUGGCUACAUAAGGCAAGUGCUAAUGGAGCUGUGGGGAAAGAACGAUGAUUCGGAUGUGCAAAUUCACGAGUACCUUCCGAAGAACAUGUCGUACUAUGGGAUGAUUAGAAAGAGCAAGUUCUGUAUUUGCCCGAGUGGUUAUGAAGUAGCUAGCCCGAGAAUGGUUGAGGCACUUUACAUGGGGUGUGUACCAGUACUGUUGAAGGAUCAUUAUGUAGCGCCUUUUAACGAUGUUUUGAACUGGAAAAGUUUUGCUGUUCAAAUGAAUUCGACGGAUAUACCUAAUCUGAAGAAGAUCUUGAUGUCAAUAUCUCAAACUCAGUACAUCAGAAUGCAGAAAAGAGGCCUUCAAGUUAGAAGGCAUUUCGAGGUAAAUUUUCCUCCGAGAAGAUACGAUGUUUUUCAUAUGAUUCUUCAUUCCAUUUGGCUUAGAAGGCUAAACAUUCAAGUCCAUGAUACUAAGGAUGGAUGA
Molecule: messenger RNA, 1371 nt
Organism: Solanum tuberosum (potato)
Lineage: Eukaryota; Viridiplantae; Streptophyta; Magnoliopsida; Solanales; Solanaceae
Product: probable glycosyltransferase At5g03795
Exons: 3
Coding region: 1-1371 (456 amino acids)
Molecular function (GO): glycosyltransferase activity
Source: RefSeq, a predicted model, not a curated record